AUGCCAACAACAAGUGGAGACGAAGGCGAUUUCGGGCCUGAAACCCAUCGAGGUUUCUUUCAUCGUUCAUUAUCACCCCGCUCGUUCGAUAGACUACGCACCGAACAUAGCGACUACUUUUACAAGCCUAAACGUGGCCCGUCAGCGAGUAAAUCAAAUAUUACCAUAACAAGACCAAUUAAAACAUUCGAGACAGUCACUGAACUCGUUGAACUAUUAUCGAAAGGUAAUGCCGUUAAGAAACCUGAAAAAGCUUCCGUGGAAGAAAUGGAAUCACCGCCGCUAUCAAAGAAGUUCGAUGAUCAAAGAUCAACAUCGCAUUAUUCAAGUUUUUUAUCCAUGGAUGGAGGAGAUCUUUUCUCGUCAAGCCAUUCUUCCGCAUUUUCGUCUCGAACAAAUUCUUCCAUCUCCACCGUGGCUGAACAAGACACUCAAGUAAUUAUUAUCGAUGAACCGACGGUACAAGUGAAUCCUACGACUUCAUUAUCUUCGAUAUCCGAGCCGAAUAAAACCAGCACUGACGAAGUUAAUCAGAAUUAUUCGUUAUCUCCAUGUGAUGUACCAGCCAUUGGAUUGAAUAUCACAAGCACUGGUGUACAUCUUGUUUUGUUAGAACUCUAUCCUCAGAAUGUCAAUUAUUCUACCAUUGUUUUUCAACGUUACCUUAUAUCAUUAAUUCUUGACCAUGAACAUAAUGAUUGGUCAAUAUUGAAUGUGGAUUUACGGACAAUCACUGAACAAGAAGGCAACUUUCGUCUAUUUUCAUUAACACAUGAUGAAUUUCAACUGAUUCUCAUGCGUUUACAAUCAUUUGUGAAUUAUAACUCCUCGUUAGCAUCGUCAUUUGUUCUCAAUAUCGCACUUACUGGUGAACAAACAAGUGAAUAUGAGUCGAAAAUCUCCUCUCGCUUAAGUAAAAUCAAUUUAAAUUUCGAUAUUGUCCAAUAUCGUGCUGAAUCCUAUAUGAUUGGAUUAGACUUUCUACUUCAUAAACAAAAAUCUAUAGCUAACGAAAACGAAUUGAUCGAAAUAAUCAAUUCCAAUGAGAACACUCAUGACGACAAACAUCAACUUUAUCCUUAUAUACUGGUUCAUGCCGAAGCUGCUAGUACUUUUUUCUAUAUUGUCCAUUCAUCGAAUCAUUACUCAGUAGUCACAUCGAAUAAUCUAUGUUAUAAAACUUAUUCCAACUUAACGAAACUUCUUCAACCUGGUUUUGAUACGACAACUGACGAAGAAAUUCCAUCCACAUCAUCUUCUAAAAGUACUUAUCUAACAUCACCGUAUUCAUAUCGACGAGCAUCUCCUCCACCGUCUUUUGACGUCACUUGCAAAGAUUUAUGUAAAAAUUGUUCACGUUCAUCUUCCAUUCAUUUAUCUCAAAUUCCGAUCACAAGUUUCACUCGUAUAUCACAGCGAUACUUUCCAGAUGAUUAUACACAUUCGGACAAGCCACAUUAUAUCUAUCGUGGUUGGUCCAAUCGACGAAAUGCUUCUCACGAUAAGGAGAUUUGUACAUUUGAUGUUCAUACCCAAACAGAUGAUAGUUUCCUUCAAUCGUCAUCUGCGCCAACACGUCUCGCCAUACGUCGUUCAUUACUAUCGAUGUUUACAAUGAACAUCGCAUUAACGAUCAAAUUAAUUACGAAACUUUAUCCAUCUGUAAAGCGUUGUAUGUUAACGGGAGAAUUUUUUCAAUUAGAAAAGCAAGCUGCACAAGAUUUAUCCUUAUUUUUACAAUCAAUUCUAGGACAAACCGUUCUACAUGUUUGUCAAUUGAAACGCGAACCGCUUGUCGCAGCACUAGGCUGCGCACUUCCUCGACGUGAUCAAAAGUUAGUUCUGAAAGUUGCGCGAUUGAUUCCAUGUCCACAAGCUGAUUUAUUGAAUAUUACACUUCGUCUCUUGCUGAAUUUAUCGUUCGAUCGGGAUAUUCGAGCACAAAUUGUUCGUAUUGGUUUAUUGCCAAAAUUAGUCGAUUUGAUCGAUGAUGAUAAUCAACGUUUGAUUUCUCUGUGUUUAUUGUACCAUCUGAGUAUGGAUAAUGCAAACAAAGCUUUCUUCACGUAUACAAAAUGCAAUCAACAAUUGAUGAAACUCAUCAUCGAUUGUAAAGAAGAUACCGUUGAACCUGAAAUUAUUGCGUUAGCAAUUAAUCUCGCGUUGAAUCCUGGCUGUGCCGAACAACUGUGUGAAUAUAAGCAUGGCAAAGGUUUAAAGUUACUGAAGAAACGAGCCUAUAAACACAAAGAUUCAUUAAUCAUGAAAAUGAUACGAAAUAUUUCGUCACACGCAUCGCCCGAUAUCAAAAAUCAGUUCAUCCCAUUCGUUGGCGAAUUCGGUGAAACCUUAGUCACAGAAAAUGACGAAGCAUUUCUUACCGAAGUCGUGGGAACUUUGGCGAAUUUAACAUUACCUGAAAUUGAUUAUGAAGCAUUGAUGAGUGAAUACGGCUUAGUUAAUUGGAUCAAAUCAAAAUUGAAACCUGGAUCAAGUGACGAUGAAUUAUCAUUGAACGUGGUUAUUCUGGUUGGAACGCUUUGUGCUGAUGAUGCUUGUGCGGAAGUGUUAGCUAAGAGUGGGAUCAUCCAAAUCCUCAUUGAACUUUUACAUGCCCAACAAGAAGAUGAUGAAGUUGUUUUACAAAUAUGUUAUGUGUUUUAUCAGCUUUGCUUUCAUAAAUCAACUCGACAUGUGAUUAUUAAAAAAACUGACGCACCGGCUUAUUUGAUUGAUCUUAUGCAAGAUAAAAAUAAAGAAGUUCGACGUGUUUGUGAUAUCACAUUGGAAAUUAUCAGCGAAUAUGAUCCUGAAUGGGCUGACCGUAUCAAAGGUGCUCGCUUCCGUAAUCACAACCAAGCAUGGCUUGAAGCGAUUGAGCAACAGCAAGUAUCUUAUGACGAUGACGAAUCACCCGUCAUGAACAACCCAGGACCAGGUAGCUUCUAUUCGACGGCAGUUCAAGAUCAAGACGACUAUGUCGAUCAAUUCGCUUACGGUGAUGGCUAUCCAAUGGAUGGUCGAGAGUCACCAGAUCUACUCGAAAUACUAAUCGUUCACAAACUAAUCCUACAACGACAACACGAAGACGUGGUGUUUACGAAUAACAUUAUUCUAGAACCAUAUACAUACAUGCGUGAUGAUUACAUGGGUAUGGAUAUAGACGCUGCGAACUUUACGCAAGGUCAACGAACAUAUCAUUAA
Molecule: messenger RNA, 3204 nt
Organism: Adineta ricciae
Lineage: Eukaryota; Metazoa; Rotifera; Eurotatoria; Adinetida; Adinetidae
Source: the annotation of a GenBank genome assembly